AUGUCGUUGUCUAACCUUGCUCCAUUAGAUUCCACGUCAAUUGCGACAAUCAAUGCAGCAUGCAAAUUUUUUGGAUUCCUCCAUGCAAACCCUCGGUGGUCCCUCAAGAUCCAGCCCGAUGAGGUGGAGCUGAUUUAUUUCAUCGUCCUGAAUUAUUCAGAGCAAGGAAAGAGUAUCGGAAGCUCUGACAUGUCUAUUUCCAGCUCUCGAAUCCUUGCAUCGACCCAAUGCCCUUUUCCGAAUUGGUGGUUGACCAAUGGAGGACAAGCGCGAAAGUCACGGCGAAAGGCAGCGCGAGUCUUUCUCAGAGAUGCCAAGCGAAUCUUCAUGACAGAUGCCUUUUAUAAUUGGAAGAGACAAGUCUUCACAACAUCAAUACUUGACCUGCCUAACGAGCUGUUGCAGCUCAUUGCAGGUCAGUUACCGACAGAGUCUCUCAUUAGACUCUGUCAAUCGAAUCGCCGUCUCUCCAAGGUGAUCGGCUUUAAGCUCUGGAGACCACUGGACAGAACUAUCAAGGCACUGAUAUGGAGCUUGAAUAACACUCACCCGACAGUUUACGAAAAGGCAGUCGAACAACUUUCGAAUAUGGCAGGAAGUAUGGGUGAUAAAUUCACGUGGAGAUUGUUUCAUGUCAUUAACACCAACAAUAUUCAUAUGCUGGAGUUUAUGGCUUCGAAAGGGGGGUUUGGUGGGGAAUUAUAUCGCCAAUUCCUCAUAGACACGCUGUUUGACAAUCUAGAACAGUCAAGGCCCAAACAUCUGUCUGUUAAAGAGGUCCUCAAACUAGGGGCUGAUCCGAAUUGUUCCAGCGAUUGGCCCACCCUUCGCGACUUGGAUCUUGGGCGUAUUCCAAUACUUUUGGUUGCUAUUUGUGGUUGCCGUGCUUUUUGUGCCGAUAUUUUGGAGCGUUCGACGAAACAUGAGCACGACAUAUACAAGAUUUCAAAGCGGCCCGGAAGCGUCGAUAAUGUUCGCCUUUUGCUCGAACACGGGGCUGAUCCAAAUAUCCACAUAUCCGACAAGACAUCACCACUUCAUGUGACUGUCUCCCUGUGCAAUUCCAAGAGAAAGCCAGAAAUUGUGACUGAAUUGAUCAAUUAUGGUGCCAAUGUAAAUGCAAUUGGUCCCAAUGGUAAAACGCCUCUUCAUAUGGCCGUUGGUCGAAAUAAUUGUGUCAAGUCCCACUCUCCCUGCGAAGCCACAAUCAAGGUCCUCCUUCAAGCUACAGGAAUCGACCUCGACCGACGUGACGAGAAUGGCCGUACACCCUUGAGCAUUGCUGCCGGCCGUAACACAGCCUGCUCUACUUGGUUUGUGGAAAGAAUGCUUCAAAAUUCCGAUGUUGAUAUCAAUUCCCAAGACAUUCAUGGGAGGACGGUAUUAUAUCAUUCGGUAGCGAGCCGAAACAAAAGAGUCACCGAGCUGUUGCUGUCGCAGACUAAUAUCAACCCGAAUCUCAAUACUACGAAGUUGCCCUUGUUUUUCGCCGUUUCGCAGCGAAUGGAAAGGAUGGUCGAGAUAUUGCUAAGCGAAAAGGCAACCGACCCAAACCGGAAAGACAGCAAUGGGCGUCUCGCUUUGACAUUGCCAACUACAAGGCAUAUAAUCAAACUUCUUAUCAAAGCUGGUGCUCAGCUGGACAUUCGAGAUAGCACGGGUCUGACUGCACGGGAAACGAUUUCGCGGGCGGGCAUCAAUCUUGAGCAGCUAAUGCACCCACGCAAGAGAAAAAGAACAGGAGGAAAAGGGAAAGGGAAAGGGAAAAAAAAGAGUCGACGAUAUUAG
This is a messenger RNA of Penicillium psychrosexuale, 1788 nucleotides long. RefSeq lists its product as uncharacterized. The transcript has a single exon. Gene Ontology annotation, molecular function: protein binding. Gene Ontology annotation, cellular component: ciliary inversin compartment. Gene Ontology annotation, biological process: protein localization to ciliary inversin compartment. The record is from RefSeq and is a predicted model, not a curated record. Bases 1 to 1788 code for a protein of 595 amino acids. NCBI's taxonomy places the organism in Eukaryota, Fungi, Ascomycota, Eurotiomycetes, Eurotiales, Aspergillaceae.